UGAAUGCCAAAAUGAUCCUAAAAAUAAUUUCUACUUGUUGGUUUCGUUUUUUAGAAAAAAAAUGUUGUUGUGUUGUUCAUAUUUGCGAUUUUCAGAUCAGCAUUGAAAACGCAUUUUUAGUGCAGCCAUCAUCAUGAUCAUCACGAAUGAACAUACGAUCGAUAAACUCAAUGAUGAUUGUUUACAAAAAAUUUUCGAUUAUUUACCAAUAUCAAAACUUAUAGAAUUGGAAUUAAUUUCACCAAGAUGGAAACGUAUAAUUGAUUAUCGUAAUAAACGGCAAAUAUCAUUGAAAUUGUUUCGUAGCCGUACCGAAAUUGCUGAAUAUGAACAAAAUGGCCAUAUUUACUAUCAAUUGAAAUCAUGUCCAUAUUUUCAACAAACCAAUGAUUUUAUUCAAACAACUCAUUUGAAUUAUCUUUCUUGUCAAUUAAUAUUGACAAAAUAUCCAAAUCUAAAAAUGCUUCUCAUUUCUGGCUGUCAAUGGGAACCAAAAGAUUUGAUCAUGUUGCUCAUAGAGCUGAAACAUCUGGAAUGUUUAACAUUGAUCAUUUGUGGAUCACCUUCUAGCGAUGAUUAUAUACUAUCGGUAGUUAAAACAAUCAAGAUUUGUAAAUCAUUGGAUUUUUUAUCGAAAUUAAAACAUUUUGCCAUCAGUUUGGCUGAUAAUACCAUUUCCAAUCCAUUCAAUAUUGGUUUCAUGUUACGUGUAUAUGAAUUGCAUUUAUAUAACGUAAAUGUUGAUUAUAAUCUUUAUUACUAUGAUAAAAUAUUAGAUGGCUGCAAGAAUAGACAAUUACAAUUGAAACAUCUGACAAUUAACAACGGGAAAAGUGUUUCAGACAUGAAUGUUAAGGUGUGCAAAAAAUUAUCCUCAUCACUCAAACAGAUUACAAUCAAGUAUGAAAAUGAAAAUCUAUUUCACAGUCAAUUUCAUCUACUUUGUAAUCGAUUCAACCUGUUGAAUUUAUUGGACAUUCAUCUGAAAUUCAGUGUUGAAUUAAAAUUUCUACAUUUAUCAUUGAGUAAAUUGCCAGCUUUGAAAGAAUUUCGUUUACGAUCGGAUGAAAAUAAUUCCAUUUCCAAUGAUGGACAAUUUCAAGAUACUGAUGAGUUUUUGAGAUCACUUGAUUCAAUCGAAUCAUUAUGCUUUGAUGUCGAUUUCGAGUUAUCAAUAUUCACAAUAUUACCACAGAUUUUUCCUUUGGUAAAACAUCUUACUAUCAAUAUAUCCAGACUAUGUUGUACAUGUCCAGUCGAACCUGAACAUCCAGCCAUACCGCCAAUUGUUGAGCAAAAUCUCCCUAUGGUCGUUCCAGACAAUGCACAACAGCCAGCACAUGCCAAUGAUGAUAGAAAUCAGAAUCAAAAUCCUGAACCACCGCAACAACAACAACAACAACAAGAGGAACAGCAACAAGAGCUAAACAGAAAAAUCAGUGGUGAUGAUGAUAUCGAAUAUGAAAUUGACAAUUGUAUUCAAUGCACAAAACAAAUGACUGUAAUCAUGAAUCAAUGGUCACUUUUAGAAAAAUUGUCUAUUAUUGGAAAUCGAUGUAAAGAUGAAGGCCUGAUUGAAUUAAAAUCAAUGCCUAAAUUAAAAUCACUAUCGGUGGCCAAUUGUACAGAAAUACAACUUAGAUCAUUGCUUAGUGUUUGCUAUGAAAUAGCCAAAAAUCGUCCAUCAUCUGUUUCAUUCACAUUGAAAUUGAAUGAAAAAACAUUCAAAAAAAUAAUCAAACUCCCAUUAAAACCGGCAAAUUUAUUCAUUUUUAAUGUUAGCCCUAUUCUUGAACCAGAAUUGGAAUAUUCUAUGUCAUGAUAAUUGUUUUGUCUUUGUUUUGUUACUGUUAAUUGUUUUUACCCGUUGAUUUUUGAAAUUACGUUUUAUA
Messenger RNA from Dermatophagoides farinae (American house dust mite), 1892 nucleotides. RefSeq lists its product as uncharacterized. The record is from RefSeq and is a predicted model, not a curated record. NCBI's taxonomy places the organism in Eukaryota, Metazoa, Arthropoda, Arachnida, Sarcoptiformes, Pyroglyphidae. Gene Ontology annotation, molecular function: protein binding.